UAGCCUGGAAAUUCAAGGGUCAGUUGGUCUAUGGGGUAGGCGGUUUACAAACUAGCGCGCCACGAGAACAAAUCAAGACAAAGCCAUCGAGAAUCUUGUAACAAAACUUACGUUGCUUUGUUCUACCAGUACGAGACUCCAUUGUACGAUGAUUCGAGGAGCCGGACGCCAUUUUGUAAGUCGUAAAAUGAGUAGAACGGCGCGGAUGUACUAGCUCUGCCUAGGGAGAAAAUCAAGACGGGGAAAACUGGGGUUAGUCUAGUCGUGGGAUGAUCCUGGGCAGAGUGUGCCGGCCAGAUGGAGCUGGAAUUAAGGCGCUUUACCGAAAAAUGUUGAGCUGCAUGGUCAUGGAAAGUCUCAGAAUUGUGCGAAGUCGUCUAUCUGGGGGGGGGCGGCGAUAUGAUGAUCGCGUUCUCGUGAUGCUGGGGAUUGUGUACGAAUCAAUUCUCUUGUCCCUCUUUUACUCCAGCGUCCGUCUACGGUUGGCUCUCCAAUGUUUAAUGCUCGAUGCUCAAUGCACGAAUAGCUGCGUUGUAAUGUCUUGGGAAUCCGGCCCUAGCAACCAACAAGGAAAGGGAAUGGUGAGCGGUAUUGGCAAAAUUGGACGUCCACAUAGACACGCUCAUUCGGACUCACGUGUGACUUCGGGCUUUUUCUUCAGAAGUUCGGGGGGGUGCGUUACGGAAGCGCUGGGAAAGAAAAGUGCGGUAGAUCCCGGGGCUUUGUAGGAGUCAAGGUUGCGGGUAGGUGAGACGAAUUCGUCGCAUAGGCCGACGUCUUUCGGA
Messenger RNA from Daldinia decipiens, 785 nucleotides. RefSeq lists its product as uncharacterized. The record is from RefSeq and is a predicted model, not a curated record. The transcript has 2 exons. The coding region runs from base 270 to 728 and encodes 152 amino acids. NCBI's taxonomy places the organism in Eukaryota, Fungi, Ascomycota, Sordariomycetes, Xylariales, Hypoxylaceae.